Messenger RNA from Paramormyrops kingsleyae, 1895 nucleotides. It is a transcript of the gene uts2r5, whose product is annotated as urotensin-2 receptor 5. Gene Ontology annotation, cellular component: plasma membrane. The record is from RefSeq and is a predicted model, not a curated record. Gene Ontology annotation, molecular function: urotensin II receptor activity. Gene Ontology annotation, biological process: regulation of blood pressure; blood vessel diameter maintenance; neuropeptide signaling pathway. NCBI's taxonomy places the organism in Eukaryota, Metazoa, Chordata, Actinopteri, Osteoglossiformes, Mormyridae.
UUUUUUCGGUCCAGGUGCAGGGAGCGCAAAGAAACCAGCCCUCAGUCAAAGUCGGAGCUGCGUUCGUAAGAACCGCGUCUCGAAGCUUAAUUCUGUGCGGAUAUAACAUUUUUCACACCGGAUUUCAAUUUGAAGGCAAGGUUUCUUCCCCCCCCCCCCUAUUUUUAUUUUUUGUAAAAUAUAAUUCUCAUUGAAUUUUCAGCAAUUGUUUUUCAUUUGGGAGGGGGAACUUUUUUUCCCUGCUGGUUCUCCGCCAGCAAUUUUAAAAGCACUUGUAACUGCAUGCGUAUGAGAGAGUUGCGCUGCGCAAAGGAAUAGACCCAUGGUGGGGUUUGUUUGUGACUUUAAGGAAGCCAUCAUAUGUGUUAUGAAUCGGGACCUAAGGAUCCGAGGUCUUCUACCUAAACCAUACCCUUCCAACCUGCAGAAAUGGGUGCCGUUGAAGGUAUAGGAGUACUUCCUUGGAGUCCGCCUAAUGCCACUUGGUCCGUCUCCUCCAACUCAUCACCGCCGAUGCCUUACGGGGAACCUCACGACUCCUUCGACGAGAUGCUGGUCACAUCGCUACUUGGGACGGUCCUGAUCGUGAUGUGCGUGAUCGGCCUGGCUGGUAACAUUUAUACCCUUGUGGUUAUGAACGUUUCGCUGAGGAUGACCGGUUCCAUGUACGUAUACAUCGUCAAUUUGGCGCUGGCUGACUUGCUGUACUUGUCAACCAUCCCGUUUGUCGUGUGCACCUAUUUUGCGAAAGACUGGUAUUUCGGAGACAUCGGGUGUCGGGUCAUUUUUAGCUUGGACUUCCUCACCAUGCACGCCAGUAUCUUCAUCCUUACCAUCAUGAGUACGGAGCGGUAUUUAGCGGUGGUGAACCCUUUGGACACCUUAGGGAGAUCCAGAAAGUACAGGAGGACAGUGACCUGUGCGGUCUGGCUGGCUUCCUUCUUGCUGGCGCUUCCCACAAUGAUAAUGAUCGAUCUGAAAAGUAACCUCCGAAACGGAGUCCUUAAACGCAUGUGCCACCCGACGUGGCAGAUCAAAGCUUAUAAGAUAUAUCUGACUGUGCUAUUUAACACUUGCAUCUUAGCUCCCGGCUUCAUCAUCGGUUAUCUAUACCUCAGACUGGCCAAGACAUACUGGUUAUCACAAUCUACAGUUCAUGCAACAAAGGCUGCAAAUCGGUGUCCCAAGCAGAAAGUGUUUUACAUGAUUUUUAGCAUCGUACUCGCCUACUGGGCUUGUUUUUUACCUUUUUGGUUGUGGCAGCUACUGAGCAUAUACUACUUUGGCCAUGGAGACCUGUCACAUCGGACUAUGGUAUACGUCAACUUCGUGGUGACAUGCCUGGCGUAUUGCAACAGCUGCAUCAACCCUUUUCUGUAUACGCUGCUGACGAAAAAUUAUAAAGAGUACGCGAGGGGACGGCAGAAGAGCUUUUCUGGGUUCGGGUGGAAAUUCAGACAUGCCUCACAAAGGUCAGUGUCCUCUGGGAGUCAAGUCACUGAUACGCUGACCAUCGCGCAGCUAAACGGCGGUCCGGACGGCUCUAGUGUGUAGAGCGAUGCUUCAGACGGACACUUGUUGAGCACGAAAUCACGGCAUUGUGAUUCGCGCUUAAGUCUUUCCUGUACGAUAAAAACAACAUGCAUAUUAAGCUAAUUUAUAAUUUUAUGUAAAGAGGGAAAUUUCAAAUGUAAAUACUUGAGGCGGAUCUUACCAAUACCCGUGUAAAUUAUGGUAUUUUCCAGCGCCUCUGUAUGCUCCUAUUUGUCAAAACCAAAAAGUAUAUAUCAUUAUAUUACAUAUAAUAGUAACCUGACUCUUUAACACAUGCCAGAAUGUAACUAAAUGUUACAUGAUUGUGGUUCAAAUAAACAGUUAAAGAAAUAAAGAGAAAA